This is a messenger RNA of Cydia splendana, 1654 nucleotides long. Its product is annotated as RDS/peripherin-like protein xRDS35. The record is from RefSeq and is a predicted model, not a curated record. Gene Ontology annotation, biological process: visual perception. NCBI's taxonomy places the organism in Eukaryota, Metazoa, Arthropoda, Insecta, Lepidoptera, Tortricidae. Gene Ontology annotation, cellular component: membrane. The transcript is spliced from 9 exons. Bases 98 to 1174 code for a protein of 358 amino acids.
AUUGUCAACGUAAACUUGUUUAUAUAUUUACUAAUAACGAAUCCAAUAAUUAGAUUGAUAAACUUAAAUGUAAAAGAAGCAGCAUGCGCCGGCAUGCAUGGCUUGGGGCCUGUUCGCGUUUAGCCGAGACGGCCGCCAUCGCCUGGCCGGCGUGCUGCGCGCGCUGCUCAUCGCGCAGCUCGUGGUCUCGCUCUGCAUGCUGAUCUUCUGUUACAACGCUUCGCAUAAGGUCAUGAUGCUGCUCAAGGAUAUUCAUAAGGUAGCAGUGGUUCUUCUCCACGGCCUCAUAAUAUUCCAAGCGUACGCGAUGAAGCUGCACUACACGAGCGGACUGCGACUCGUCUCAUGGCUGCUGAAGUUCUCGCACUGGUCGCGCUCGGCUAAAGUCUGCCGCGUGUGGCUUAUCAGUGGCACGCUGAUCGCGCUCAACGGCUUAGUGGUGUACAGUGCGCUCAACGGGACGCUUCAGGCUUUGACCAAGGAACUCUCCACAUCGUUGCGAGACGGUAUAGCGCAGUACCUCACGGAGCCUACUUGGAAACGUGUUCUAGAUACAAUUCAGGUGGAGUUAAGCUGCUGCGGCGCGGACUCCCCUAACGACUGGCACGAGAUCCCAUGGAUCAACAUAAACUUCUUCAAUGAACAAUCCGACACUAUUAUGAUGAUUGCGGGUGCUGACGGCAAGGUGGUGCUUCCAGUAUCUCCGUACUCGUGCUGCACCCCUCGAGUGCUCGCCGCCUGCUAUCACGACCCUUUGCAGCAGUCAGAAUGGCGCGAAGUUUGGGAGGAAGGUUCUCCGCUACUAUCGGCCUCGCUCCACACGCGCGGCUGCGUGGAGGCCGUGAGCACACCGCUCACUAAAGCUCUCCUGAUACUACACAUUCUACACGUGUUGAUAGUGCUGUUCCAAGUAUUCAUCGUAAUAUUGACUCGGUUGCUGGCUACCAGCGCGGAGGACGCGGUGUUGCACGGGGACUGCGACGGCGUCGGACAGGGCUACAUCUUCUCGAGGUCGCCCAAGGAACGUAUACGACGCGAUCUAAGAGAGCGGGCACCCUCGUCACUGUCGCUGAUGGGCAAGUGUAGCACCUGCGCGUUGCUGCUAGACCGCCAGGGCUGCGUGCUGUGCGUACGCAGCCCGCGCACCCACCGCGCAUGCUUGCACUACCCUUGAAGACGCCACGCCACGGGUGUUCCGGGACGAAACUCGAGUCAAUUGGAAAUAUCAACAGCUUGGGCUCAAAACGUUUCUCCAUCGCUGAUACGAGUAUCUGCGUCACAUUGAACUAAAGUUUUACAUGUCUACGAGUCAGUUGUUGGAAUAUCGAAUCCCGUAAGCUUGCCCGCGCCAAAGUAAGUGGAAUCUAGAUGAAUUCAACUGAAACAAAAUCUCAAUGGAUACUGUCAUCCUCAAUUAAUUCGAAGCUUCUGUUUGAAUCCUCAAUUAAUUCGAAGCUUCUGUUUGAGAUAACCGUUAUUGUGAUUGUUUCUCAGUGUGUUCAUGCUACGAAUACUUUAUAGUUAGAGACUCGAAUAUACGUAAUUAGCUAACGGAUAAGUAACAGUAAUUAACCAUAAAAUUUUUGUUCGUAAGUAAAUAUUUGUACAUAAGGUUUGUAAAUAAAAUACUUGAUGUAAUCAAUUGCAAAGGCUU